ACAACCUCUCUCUUUCUCUCUCUCCCCCCAACAUUUGCCUCUCUUACUUGACACUUCAUUCAAAGAGCAAGAAGGUUUCUUGCUGCUACUCUCACUAUCCUGAAGCAAACCAGCAACACUGAUGGGUGCCUCAGGAAAAUGGGUAAAAGCAUUAAUAGGACUCAAGAAGCCCGAAAAGCAUGCUGAACAUGCGAAGGAGGGGGGUAAGAGCAAGAAGUGGAAGUUAUGGAGGAGUUCAUCGGGUUCAGGGGAUAUGAGUUCGUGGAAGGGUUUCAAAGGAAACCACAAAGCAGCUUCUGAGGGUUCUGAUUCUCCACCAGUAGUGGCAGAUGCUUAUACCGCAGCAGUGGCAACUGUGGUUCGAGCUCCACCUAAGGAUUUUAGACUAGUCAGGCAAGAAUGGGCAGCAAUUAGAAUCCAAACUGCUUUCCGCGCCUUCUUGGCAAGAAGGGCUUUGAGGGCAUUGAAGGGAGUGGUGAGGCUUCAAGCUCUUGUGAGGGGUAGACAGGUGAGGAAGCAGGCUGCGGUGACAUUAAGGUGCAUGCAGGCCUUGGUUCGUGUUCAAGCUCGAGUAAGAGCUCGUCGUGUGAGGAUGUCCAUAGAAGGGCAAGCUGUGCAGAACAUGCUUAAUGAGAGACGCACCAAGCUUGAUCUUUUGAAGGAAGCUGAGGAAGGGUGGUGUGAUAGCAGAGGAACAUUGGAAGAUGUUAAAGCAAAAAUACAAACGAGGCAAGAAGGAGCUUUCAAGAGAGAGAGAGCAAUUGCAUACUCUCUUGCUCAGAAGCAAUGGAGAUCAACCCCAAGCUCUAAUUCACGAAUAAAUCACGAGGUUGACAAAGCUAACUGGGGAUGGAGUUGGUUGGAACGUUGGAUGGCAGCUAAACCCUGGGAGAGUAGAUUGAUGGAACAAUCUCAGGCUGAAGGCUUAGAUAAAACACCACCUCCAAAGAAAUUUGGGGAAACCAUUGUAAGCUCUAAUUCAAAACCUUGCUUGAUCAAAAUCAAGAAAAACAACGUCACAACAAGGGUUUCUGCUAAGCCUCCACAUAUUGGGCAAGCUACUCGCUCAUCCUCAAGUCCUAGUUCUGAAUUCCGGUAUGAUGAGAGUUCUGCAUCAUCUUCUAUUUGUACAUCUACAACACCAAUGUCUGGGAAUACUUGGGACAGGACCGAGGAUGGUAGUAACACUAGACCGAAUUACAUGAACCUGACUCAGUCAACUAAGGCAAAGCAAAAAACAAGUAAUCAACAAAUGUACAACAGAGCUCAAAGGCAACAGUCCAUGGAUGAGUUUCAAUUUCUCAAAAGGGCUGCGGUUUUCUCUAAUGGGGAUUCCAAAAGCACUGCUGGUUCUGAUCCUUCAAUCAACUUUUCUAGACCACUUCACCCACCAACUCACUUGGACAAGAGCUCAUUGAGACCAAGAUGAGUGGGACUGAGCUCAGCCUACGUUGUUUGAGGGAAGCUCAACAUCUAUAUGUAUUUAUUUAUUUUUUUCCAAGAAGUUCAACAUCUUGUUGUUCCUUGCACUUUAAUUGAGUUAGCUAGCUAGCUAGCUAGAAGUAGCUUAUGUGCUUGAUACUACUUGAAGGGUCUGCAUUUGUAUAAUUGUUCAUUUGUGGGUAUUGAUAUUAAUCAGCACUGAGAGCUUAUCUGGAUAAAUCAUCAAUUUUAAGCAAGACCUAAA
Molecule: messenger RNA, 1687 nt
Organism: Gastrolobium bilobum
Lineage: Eukaryota; Viridiplantae; Streptophyta; Magnoliopsida; Fabales; Fabaceae
Product: protein IQ-DOMAIN 6
Exons: 5
Coding region: 122-1429 (435 amino acids)
Molecular function (GO): protein binding
Source: RefSeq, a predicted model, not a curated record